AAUCCUGCCAGAAGGACACUGGGUUCACUUUGCCCCAGCACAGCGUUGAAACCGAGGAGCUGAAACCUCAGCUCCAGCUUCUGCUUUCUCACUUUGGUGUUGAGUACAACCUUAAGGAUCUCAAGAACUCAGCUUAUGAGAUGGAGCUCUUUUCCCUGGUUGUACAAAAAUUUAGAAGCGUCUUCUGCAAACAGCAGACAAUGAGAAUAUUUCUGGUUUAUGACGCAGAGGUUUCUCAGUCAGAGAACCGGGGCAUGUUAGAUCCAGCCAGGGCUUUGAAAAAGAGAGCCAACUGGGUCCCUUUUUUGAAGAUUAAGCCUAAAGUAGAUCCCUGGCAGCAAAAGCUUUUGGUAAAACUGAAACAAUGGAAAAAAGUGGAUAAGUUGAUGGACCUUCAUUCCAAAUUUGUAGAGCAAGUGUGCCUGGGGAUCCUGAACUACCUGAGGUCCAUGGAGAGAAGCCUGACCAUCAGUGCCGCUGGACUCUCCUCCAAGGCUGGUCACCUAAUUCCCAGCGCAGAAGACACCUCCUGGGUCCGUGCUGCCAAAGGAGGCACUGGUGGUUUUGGUGGCCUGAGUUCACAGCCAUAUAUUGACUAUACGCCAGCUGACUACAAGGUCCACAGUACUCAGUUCAUGGAGUUUGCAGAGGUAGAAAACCAUGAUGACUUUCACACUAGCGAGGAUGGAUAUAUUCACACACAGGACCAGCGAGGGUUUUACAUAAUAUAUGAUGUGGCUUUAGAGGACCUGAAGGAACCUGAGAACCAGCUGCUGCUUGUGGCCAGCCAGUACCUUGAGAAAGAUAAAAGCAAUGUAACUUCUGAGCAAUUCAGUGUCCGCAACAUCCUUGGCUGUGCACAUGCCUCUGUGGAUCGACUUGCUGUGCUGCUUGACCUCUGGACCUGUGAAACUGUUCUCUUGGAAAAAAAAUGCCAGCUUCCAGAUAUUUACUUUGAAGCAUGCCAACAUGCUUUGGAUCCAGAGGAAAGAUUUGCUUUGGCCCAAGCGAUGACUGACAUCACGCAUAAACAUCCAUGGUUUGAUCUCAAGCUUGAAUAUUUUGUCAGCACCUACAAAGGUGAAUGCAUCUGUUUGCAACUUCACUUCCAACUGCUGAGGGACAUAGUAAACCAAUAAAUAGAUGCCCAGAGGGAAUACCUCCACAAGAUUUGUCAGGAAGGUCAGACAGGUGGCUUUGGUCAAUUUGGACUUCUUUAUAAUGUGAUUACUAAGCAGCUUAUCUCUCUUAACACUAGCCGUCCUGCUUUGAAGAACAUUUAUUUGCUGGAGUUUCACCCUUCUCUUGGUCUGGUGUGCUUGAUUCCCAAAGCUCUUGAGUAUAUCUGUCAGAAAUUCUACAGCAUCUGCAGACCAAAAACACCCAGUAAAGCAAGUAAGCUAGAAAAACAAGUACUUCAGCUAGUAGUUGAUGAGUGGCUAACUAAGGAAAAAACAGAAACUUUUUACAGUUCUCAGAUUCAAAAAGAUCUCUUUAUCCUGGAUUCCUUCUCCAUGCUCCUGGAGCUUGUCACACUCCACCAUCGGCUGAUGGAGGUGGCAACAGAAAGUGUGUUGUUAGCCAGGAUAUAUAAGGCUUUUGCGAUGGAAGCAGGUUUUGGGGGGUUCCAUUUGUACCUGAGGCCCAUGCACUUUGAAUCUACAUCUCACAGGGAGAAAGCAGACCACGUCCCACCAAUGUUCAUUACAUCUCUCCUGGAAGAUGACAGCUAUGUUGACAGAUAUAUUCCAUCUACCUUACCAUUAAGCAUUCAAGAAAUCGACAGUCAUAUUGGAAAGUUUAGUUUCCGUAUGAGAGAUGGUGUUACACAGCUCUUGUGUCCAUCUGGAAUAAGGAACAUGCACCUUAUCCUGGCCUGUCAGGUCACUCAGAAAAAUGCUCUUUGGCAGCUGUUCAGCGAGCCUCCUUUUGUUACUUGGCCCAACCUGCCCAUACCCUGGAUGUAA
Molecule: messenger RNA, 1967 nt
Organism: Pterocles gutturalis (yellow-throated sandgrouse)
Lineage: Eukaryota; Metazoa; Chordata; Aves; Pterocliformes; Pteroclidae
Gene: CCDC162
Product: transmembrane protein FLJ37396
Exons: 13
Source: RefSeq, a predicted model, not a curated record